This is a messenger RNA of Bradysia coprophila, 3224 nucleotides long. RefSeq names its product trynity (gene tyn). The record is from RefSeq and is a predicted model, not a curated record. Gene Ontology annotation, biological process: anatomical structure morphogenesis. Lineage: Eukaryota; Metazoa; Arthropoda; Insecta; Diptera; Sciaridae.
CCAUGAUGCAACCGAUGUGCUAACAUCUUUAUUUCUUAACACUCGGUAGUUUAUAUUUUGUGUUUUUCUUUCGGUUUUUUUUAUUAUUUUCUUUUAUUCGUGUUGCUUUUGCUUGAUACGUUUGUGAGUUUACAACAGUGAAUUUUAUUUGAUUUUAAAACUGUUUUUACAUUCGAGGUGGAUUUAAAAAAAAAAUUAGUGCAAAAAACUGACAAUUGGAUUCUUUUUCUAUUUUUUUUUCUUCAUUUGAUUCCUCGUUGGAGAAAAAUAAUUAAAAAUCUCAAAAAGUGUGAACUCAUUGUUCGUAGAAUAUUACGUUUUUUUGGGAUUGGAUUCUCAAAAGUGUUUGACUUAAUAAGCCAUGAACAGAAGAUAGAUUGGAAGUUACGAUUGUUGAAUGGAUUUUGAGUUUUUGAAAAGCAGAAAAACAGUUAAUCUGAAUGUUCUUGCGCUGAUUUCCCGCAGAGGAAUUUAAAACAGUUUUGUGAACGGAACAGUGAAGAAGAAUUAUAGCGCUACGAACAUUGUGCAGUUGGCCAUUUUUUGAAAGGAUUUAAUUGGACGAUUUGAUUGAGAUAAGAGAUAUUCAACAAAAUGCUCCGUCGAACAAUGUCCAUGGGCUUUAUUUCAACGCUGCUGUUAACAGUUAGUAUAGCAGCCACAGCCAAUGCUCGUGUAGCUUUCGAAAAACUGACCGACUACGACUUCUCCGGCACCACAUACUACAGUGUGAAAAAUCUGUCGCUGUACGAAUGUCAAGGAUGGUGUCGUGAGGAACAGGACUGUCAGGCAGCCGCGUUCAGUUUCGUCGUAAAUCCAUUGACACCGGCCCAGGAAACAUUGUGUCAGCUACAAAAUGAUUCGAGCGCUCAUAAUCCGAGCGCUGUGGCGCAACGGUCGGCCAGCAUGUACUACAUGGUCAAAUUACAGUUGCGCAGCGAAAAUGUUUGCGUCCGACCGUGGUCUUUUGAACGCGUUCCGAAUAAAAUGAUCCGCGGACUGGACAAUGCGCUGAUCUAUACGAGUACGAAAGAAGCUUGCUUGUCGGCAUGUCUGAAUGAGAAACGCUUCGUAUGCCGAUCCGUGGAAUACGAUUACAACAACAUGAAGUGUGUGCUGAGCGAUUCAGAUCGUCGGACGACCGGUCAAUUCGUUCAAUUAGUCGAUGCCCAAGGAACGGAUUACUUUGAGAACUUGUGUCUGAAACCAGCGCAAGGCUGCAAAAACACGAGAGUCUUCCCCAAUCCCCGAAUCGGAGUGUCGGAUGAAAAAGUCGCCCAAUAUGUCGGUCUUCACUAUUACACCGACAAGGAGUUGCAAGUGACUUCGGAACCAGCCUGCCGUUUGGCGUGUGAAAUCGAAUCGGAGUUCCUGUGUCGGUCAUUCCUGUAUUUAGGGCAACCGCAAGGAUCCCAAUACAAUUGCCGUUUGUAUCAUUUGGAUCACAAAUCGUUGCCGGAUGGCCCAUCAACAUACUUGAACGCUGAACGACCAUUGAUCGAUCACGGUGAACCGACUGGAAAGUACUACGAAAAUGUUUGCGAGAAAUCAGCCCCAUCAUCGGUAGCAUCAACCGAUCCUCCUUUGCUUGACCUCACCGAAGACCCAUCAAUCAACAAUUUAACACGAUCCGAAGCCAAUUGCGACAAAACCGGUACAUGCUAUGAUGUGGCCGUUCGCUGUAAGGACACCCGCAUUGCCGUUCAAGUUCGCACCAAUAAGCCAUUCAACGGACGUAUUUAUGCUCUCGGACGAUCCGAGACGUGCAACAUUGACGUCAUCAAUUCGGACGAAUUCCGACUCGAUUUGACAAUGGGCGGCCAGGAUUGUAAUACACAGAGUGUGACCGGAGUCUACUCCAACACGGUGGUUCUACAACAUCACAGCGUUGUCAUGACAAAGGCCGACAAAAUCUACAAAGUCAAGUGUACGUACGACAUGAGCUCGAAGAAUAUCACAUUCGGAAUGAUGCCGAUUCGCGAUCCCGAAAUGAUUCACAUCAAUUCGUCGCCGGAGGCUCCACCACCGCGUAUCCGUAUCUUAGAUGCACGAAAUCGUGAAGUUGAAACGGUUCGAAUCGGUGAUCGGCUAACGUUCCGCAUUGAAAUUCCCGAAGACACUCCUUAUGGCAUUUUUGCCCGAUCGUGUGUGGCCAUGGCCAAAGACUCAAAGAGCACAUUCCAAAUUAUCGACGAUGACGGUUGUCCAGUCGAUCCAACGAUAUUCCCAGCAUUCACACCCGAUGGCAAUGCAUUACAGUCUGUGUACGAAGCUUUCCGAUUUACCGAAAGUUAUGGUGUGAUAUUCCAGUGCAACGUUAAAUACUGUCUUGGACCCUGCGAGCCGGCUGUCUGUGAAUGGGGACGCGAUUCAGUAGAGUCAUGGGGUAGAAGACGUCGUUCGGUGGCAAGCAACGAAACACAGGAAGACGAGGAGCAAAUGAACAUUUCACAGGAGAUUCUAGUCCUUGAUUUUGGCGAUGAAAAGAAUGAUUUCUUAAAGGCGGCUGAAUCAGAUUUCGACAAAACAGUUACAAUAAUUGAGCCAUGUCCCACAAAAACAUCCGUCCUUGCCCUGGCCGUCACAUGCGCCUUGAUGAUAUUGGUGUACAUUUCGACGAUGUUCUGUUAUUGUAUGAAAAAAUGGAUGCAUCCGCAUAAGUCGAUGGCAUAAAUGCCGGGAGGACUAACGAUAUACGUUUAACAGCGAAAUGAAAUGACGACCAGAAGAAAAAGACUUAAAAAAAAAGACAAAAGUUUUGAACGAGAGAUUAGAAAUUGCGUCCUUAUUAGAAUCGCUCUCGCCGAAGCACAAACAGGAUGACUACAAACAAACAAACAAAAAAUCGAUAUUUUGCACUAAAAAAAAUUGGAAAAAUUUUAGUAAGAUUUAAAUGUUAGAAUUUAUCAAUUCGCAUAGAAUGUAGGACAAUUUUUAAGUUAAAUUUUUAUUUAUUUAAACGACAAACAUUUUUAUGGAAACAAAAAAUAAUUCUUAAAAUACGUAACAACACUCACAUAAUAUACACACGCAAACAGAACACGGUCAUGGUAAAUAUCAUGAUGACGCUUCAUGAAUCCACUUUCUAUUGAGUUUUUGAUUGGUAAAUUUGGAAAGGGAAAUUAUUUUUCCCGUGUGCGUUUUCUUAUGUGACAAAAAGUCCCUCUUUGCCUGAGGUAACUGAGUUUUGUUGCUUCGAAUGAUAGACUGCAUCCAGAGCGGUG